UUAUUUUUUACGUCGUUGCACUCCGGACUCUUUAACGCCACGGACCAAACCCGGAAAAGACCAAACGUUAGACAUGCUAGUUCGGCCUGACAUGGACGUUUAAGCUUGUUAUAAAGAGUCAUGUUUAGCUUUAAAACACUACAGAAGAACAGGACAUUUAAAUAUGGAGUACCGAUGGUCCUGCUGGUGGUCGGAGGUUCUUUUGGCCUGCGGGAGUUUACGCAGAUUCGAUAUGAUGCCCAGAAGAUCAGGAGAAAGUUGGAUCCUUCACUGCAGGCCCGAGUGAGUAUGCAGGACCAGUCUCAGGUCUUAGAGAAUGAGUAUGAGAAGAUGAAGGAGGCCAAUUUGGACGAGUGGAAGAACAUCCGCGGCCCGCGGCCCUGGGAGAACUCCAAGGAUUUCCAGGAGCAGCAGCGCAACACGCAAAGAUAGGAUCCCACAAAACAAGACCUGAGGACUCAUUCCUUAGCCUCCUGUUGGACAUCCUCUGAGGACGCCCUGAGGGACAACAUUUGUAGGACACAAAUGGUAAAUAACUAUAUAUAUAUAUAUAAGUAGAUACAUCAGCGUGCUAAGAGACUUGUCUACCUGGUGGCCAUCUUAGGAGGGGCUACUUUUAUAUUGUAAAUAAAUCUUAAAAUGCUUAUUUCUCAACAUACUUUCAUGCACUUUUAAUUUAUUGUCAAUCCAAAAACAUGUGCUUUUAAUUAGAGGUGUCCCUAUACAUUAUCAAUAUCGCUCCGAUAUCAACAAAAAAACAACAAGUAUAUAGGACACCGUGUAAAAUGUCUGAUGCAAGCAGUCCUGUUCAUUUGUGCAAAGCUGGCCAGGCAGUUAACAUCUAAAAGGUCUGUCUUUUCUUAGAUUGUAGUCAAGUCAUUUAGAAAAAAUAAAUACGGUAGCCUACAGUCAGGCCCGGCCCUAACCAAUCUGGCGCCCUAGGCAAGAUUUUAGGUGGCGCCCCCCCACAUCGGCAGUGAAGUGUAUAUACUCACAAGAAACCGAAUAGCUUUGUCUUUGACCUUUUUUUUUUUACUUAAAGAAAGCAAAUUAACAAUCAGAAUAGUUAACAAGAUAAAAAAAAAUAUGGAUAAAUAAAUGAAUAUAAAAAAUGAAUAUAUGAAAUACAAUAUUUUUUACAUACAUAAACACAAAAUAAAACGUGUCAACAGGUUGCAUAAAAUAAAUUAAAAAUACAAUAUAAAUAAGGCACUGCACAAUACAAGAUAUCAAACCAGUAUGACUUUAACAACUAUAUUACACAAAAAGGGGAUCCUACAGAGUUCUCUAUUUGUGCUUUUUAAUAUUGCAUUAACUAGAAUGACUUACAAAUUACUGUACACCAGGGAGUACUGUAAUUACCUAACGUUACAUUAUUAUUUUCCAUAACAAUUUAGCCCCCUCCACAAUAUUAACCCGACGUUAAAACAGAACUAGCUAUUUAUUGAUUAGCAAUUGCCGAAUCAUGUAACAUUAGCUUAAUGCUAAAAAGCCAGGUUACUAUCACAUUCUGUAACAGACAAAUAAUUUCAUGGAGGCUAGCGUUACCUACCUGCUACCUCUGUCUUUUUCUCGUUUCUCCUCUUCUUUUCUCUUUUUUCUUCCCUGGGCACCUGACAGUUUUGGCCGUUUUGACAUCUUGUGUUGAUUUUUUUUAUGUGGUGACGUCCAAAAAGAGUCAUGAUACGGGAAGGGAGGGGGUGCACCGU
Messenger RNA from Entelurus aequoreus (snake pipefish), 1709 nucleotides. Its product is annotated as cytochrome c oxidase assembly protein COX16 homolog, mitochondrial. Bases 121 to 432 code for a protein of 103 amino acids. The transcript is spliced from 4 exons. Gene Ontology annotation, cellular component: mitochondrial inner membrane. The record is from RefSeq and is a predicted model, not a curated record. Gene Ontology annotation, biological process: mitochondrial respiratory chain complex IV assembly. Lineage: Eukaryota; Metazoa; Chordata; Actinopteri; Syngnathiformes; Syngnathidae.